UAAUGUGUAUUCAGACAUGUAAUACCAGAGCUGGCGUGAAAACCUUCAAGUCGGUCGGAGUUUUAAUUUAAUGAUUAUUUUCGACUUAGAAAAUGUUGUAUAAAAUCAUAUUUUUGAACUUAUAAAAAUAACGAGUCAAAUAUUAUCUGUCUAGAAAAUAUCAAUUGAGUUGAAUUGUAUAUUUUUAGUACAUAAUAUAAUAAUUUCAAUCAAUUAAAUAAACACUUUAAAUUACUAUUGGACUUGAACUGUUUUUCGACUGCGAACUACAUACUCGCUUUUUGUUUACGAUUGCCGUGUGAAUGUGUGGCCGUUGAUAUUCUGAUCCCUUGCACUUUGUUGCCCUUUACAAAAUGCCAACUCUAUUUGAGACUCGCUUGUGAUAAUUAUGUUGGACGAUCUAUAUUCACUGUUCACAAUUUUGUAACGGUCGGGAAUAUCCUGUUUACAUCAAGAACUUUUAAUAUUUUUGAAAAAAAAUAUUACUUGAAUUCAAAUUGUACGGAGUCAACCUUCGCGAACAGUGAAGCGGAAUAACCUACACUACAUUCAGCUCAACAAUAUCAAAGGAGAGGACCAGCGUCAAGUCAAAUUGCAGAAGAAAAAAAUCUAGUGAUCAAUCAACAGCUGUACUAAUUUUCGUUUCUAAAAUCAACUUUUUGUAAGUGAAUUUAUGUAUUGAAGAUUAUAUUUUGUAUGGAAAAGAGUAGGUAGAUAAAAAAAACAAAUUUAAAAAAGUUGAGUUAAGCAUUAACGUGGCAUUACGUGUUAAUUAUUAAUCUAUGUUAUUAUUGAGUAUAUUGAUUAUUUUAAAGUUGUGGUAUAUUUGAGGAAAUAUUGAAUAAUAUAAGUGCCAAGUUAAUAUAAUUGAAGUUGAUAUAGUUGAUACACUUAAAGACCAAAUAUUGUAACACAUUUUGUUAAUUUUAAAAACGCCCAUUUAAAUUUUUUAAAUAAAACACUACCUAACUAAAAUAUGGCAGAGAUUGAGAAUAUUGUUAAAAUCGAGAGUAAGGAAAUAGUUACAAUUAGCCUUGAUUGUGCUAUUGGAAUGAUACCUAUGUGUAAGGGGGACUCCGACAUUUUUCAAUUUAUUAAUAUGUGUGAAUUAUCACUAAGUAUAAUCGAACCUAAAUGUGUGCCAAUACUACUUAAAUGCAUAACCUGCAAAUUAAGCCCUAAGUUAUUUGCAUUGAUAAAAUAUAAAGACAUUACCAAGUGGGAAGAUAUAAAAAUACAGUUAACUAACGAAUUAAAAUUACAACAAUUAAUAUUACAGGGAGAGUUAAGAUCAAUAAAAAUGCGUAACGAUGAAAGCGUAAACAGUUACCACAGUAGAGUAGAAGAAAUGCAUUAUAAAAUAUGUAACAUCAUGAACAUGGAUAAACCAGAGACUGAUGCAAAAAUCAUAAACUUAGUAUUAAUGGGGCAAACAUUAGCAUUUUUUAUUAUCGGAUUAAUUGAGCCUAUAAGAAGGAAGGUGGGAAAUUCGUGGGGUUCGUUAGAGGAGGUGAAACGGAUUGCUGAAGUUUACGAAAAUGAAUUUAAUUUGAACAGACAAGCAUCUGGUAAUAGACAUAAAAAUAAGAACGGAAACAGAGGUAUUUAACGAUAAUGGUUUUCAGUGAUUUAAUAAUAAUAAUAAUUUUCAGAGAACGAGUCAUAAUAAUCCACCCCAGUUUAAUAAUUUUAAUAAUUAAAACGAAAAUAAUUAUCGAAUACUCAUCAAACUUAAAUCAAAAUAUAAAUAAUAAUCGGUCGAUUA
Myzus persicae (green peach aphid) is the source of this 1765-nucleotide messenger RNA. RefSeq lists its product as uncharacterized. The transcript has 3 exons. Lineage: Eukaryota; Metazoa; Arthropoda; Insecta; Hemiptera; Aphididae. The record is from RefSeq and is a predicted model, not a curated record. Bases 977 to 1609 code for a protein of 210 amino acids.